UUUGGAUGCCAGGUCUACUUGGGCUCGUAGCUCACUGACUCGAGGCCUGUUUCAUGUUGCAGGCUUUUGAGCUGGCAACCGGAGAACAUCUCUUUGAACCUCAGGCUGGACGGUAUUUCUCUAGAGAUGACGAUCACGUGGCUCGGAUCAUUGAACUUCUAGGCAAAAUUCCACCCCAGAUUGCUUUGUUCUGGAAGCAGGCAUCGGGCUUCUUCAGCAGAAAAGGUGCCCUUCUGCGGCUAUCUAGGAUCUCCUCCUACGACUUGUAUCAUCUCCUCACUGAUAAAUACCAGUGGCCGAAGAACCAGGCAGCCCCAUUUACCAACUUUCUCCUGCCAAUGCUGGAGUAUGCACCAGCAAGAAGGGCACCAGCUGAGAGAUGCCUUCAGCACCCCUGGCUCAGUACUUAGUCACCAACGUAUCCUGAUCCUACUGCUCUUUGCCACGACCAGCUGGGACUGUGAUGGGGACAGGUGAUGGAAUCUCAGUCCUCAGGGGGUGAUGUAACAUCGGGAUGCUCAUCUGCUGCCCACAAGA
Messenger RNA from Gekko japonicus, 537 nucleotides. Its product is annotated as SRSF protein kinase 3-like. The transcript has 3 exons. Lineage: Eukaryota; Metazoa; Chordata; Lepidosauria; Squamata; Gekkonidae. The record is from RefSeq and is a predicted model, not a curated record. Bases 54 to 410 code for a protein of 118 amino acids. Gene Ontology annotation, biological process: regulation of mRNA processing; spliceosomal complex assembly.